Molecule: messenger RNA, 2054 nt
Organism: Nerophis lumbriciformis (worm pipefish)
Lineage: Eukaryota; Metazoa; Chordata; Actinopteri; Syngnathiformes; Syngnathidae
Product: T-cell leukemia homeobox protein 3-like
Biological process (GO): animal organ development; regulation of transcription by RNA polymerase II
Cellular component (GO): nucleus
Molecular function (GO): RNA polymerase II cis-regulatory region sequence-specific DNA binding; DNA-binding transcription factor activity, RNA polymerase II-specific
Source: RefSeq, a predicted model, not a curated record
GGCGUGAAAUGUGUCAAAACAGUCCUCCUAUCGUGGUGAACGUCCAGGCGGUCAUCCCCGCCUUAGCCAAUGAGAGGCGAGGAGGAGGAUGGAGUUGCCAGACGCUGCAUUUUGACGUAGAAGGGAGGAGGAGGAUGGAGGAUGGAGAAGCACGUCAAAGUUUAGCCAACGGCAGCACAAAAGCAUCCAGUCCGUCCAAAGAGGCCUCUUUAGUGCUGGUAAACAAACAUGGAGUCUGAUUCCCGCACUUGUGGACCAGUUUGACCCAGUUGUGAGUCCACUCCAGUUCGCCCGCCCCCCCCGCCUUCAACUUGCAGCAGCGACAUGGAGCAAUCACCGAGUCCUCCUCCGAAACCUGCCCAGCAUGAGCCCAUCAGCUUCGGCAUCGACCAGAUCCUAGGAGCCGCCGCGGAGCCGACGGAGAGCGGAGCGGGACGACAGCGCGAUGCCGGCAGCGGGGAUGGUUACUACAGCCUGGGGAGUCCCGCCCGGACCUGCACGCCUUCAUACACGGCUCUGUCCAUCUCCUUCUCCGGCAUCGUGCCCCCGGUGGACGCGCUCCACGGCUCCGUGUACGGGGACGGCAGGAGUGUUGGCGGCCGAGGAGUGAUUCGAGUGCCGGCCCACAGACCGCUGACAGCCCCCGGACCUGCGGCCCCGGUGCAGAGCGCCGUGCCCGGGUUUGGAGGGCUCUGUUUCCCCUGGAUAGGGAACCGCUUUGCUAAGGACAGAAUAUCAGCUGCUCUGGUUCCCUUCUCGGUCACCAGGCGGAUAGGACACCCCUACCAGAACCGGACCCCCCCUAAGAGGAAAAAGCCCCGCACGUCCUUCUCCAGGGUGCAGAUCUGCGAGCUGGAGAAGAGGUUCCACCGCCAGAAGUACUUGGCCAGCGCCGAGAGGGCCGCCUUGGCCAAGAGCCUCAAGAUGACGGACGCUCAGGUCAAAACCUGGUUCCAGAACCGCAGAACCAAGUGGAGGCGGCAGACGGCGGAGGAGCGGGAGGCGGAGCGCCAGCAGGCCAAUCGUCUGAUCCUGCAGCUGCAGCAGUCCGCCCUGCACAAGUCCUUGGGCGAGUCGGCCGUGGCGGACCCGCUGUGCGCGCACAACUCCUCCCUCUACGCCCUGCAGAACCUGCAGCCCUGGGCCGAGGAAAGGGAGUAGGGAGACAACAACCCCCCUCUCCCCCCUCCCAGUCACGUGAGGACGAUGCAUCGGGGACUGACGUCACCUUCUGCAGGACACUUAGGAAUGAUUGGACCUUGUUCUUGGUGAGUCACGUGACUUUUCAAAGCGGGCCUGGACUCCAUUGGACUUUUUCAUAAGAAACUGUUCCAUCCAUCCAUGCAUCCAUUUUCCUCCGCUUAUCCGAGGUCGGGUCGCGGGGGCAGCAGCCUAAGCUGAGAAGCCCAGACUUCCAACAUGUCUUAAUCGAUGUCUUCCUAUUAUCCUGAAGGGGUGGAGUGACAGCAGGCCCCACAAUCACACAUUUGUAAUCAGUCCGGCACUUAAAAACUCCCCCCAGAGCUAAUUUAUAUAUGAAUUAACGACAUUUAUUCACGGACACAAUCGUGUACAUAAUGAGGUUUGUAAGUAUGCAUGUUCAGUGAUGGUGAUUAUAUUAUCUGUGUUUUUUUGUUUAUUUUUUUGUACUUUUAUUGUGUCAAUAACACGUUUUUUGUGACCACGUUGUUGAAGGUUUUAUUGACGCAUUCCACAGUAAAAUGCUGUAAUCCAAACAAAACACAUGACGAUACCCUUAUAUUUUACAGCAAUGAACUGAAAGUAUUUCGCAAUAAAAUGUGACAACAAAUUACUUAUUCAAAUUAAGUUGUCUCCUAAAGGCUUCCGUACAGACUGCGUGGUGCACUGUUGCACAGCAGGUGGCAGAAUGCAGUUAAACUAAGAGAGUAAUUCACGAUAAAAAAAACAACAACAUUGCAACUUUUUACAUGUAUUGUAAUUAAUAGGGGUGUGAAUGUUUGGGCACCUAAUGAUUUAAUCUAAUUCGGAUUCAUGGGGUCACAAUUCCAAUCAGAAUUCAUUCUUGACCCAAA